AUCAUCUAAUCAGCACCAAGAAGACUUGACUAAUCGUCCAAAGCCUUUAGUCAAAGAAAGAGCACUACCACUGAGUGAAUAAGAAAAACUUAUCAGCACCUUAUCGUCCAAAGUCUGCAGUACCACGAGGCUCUUAGGCUCUUAGCCAUGUCAUUCAGACUAGUAACAACAUUCCUGGCCUAUUUUCUGAUUCACAUUGGAGCUGAUGCAGGAGCAUCUGGCGAUGUUGGAUUCAUCUAUGAAGGAUUUCAAUCAACAAAUCUAAGCCUGGAUGGAUUAGCCAAAGUUACCAACAACGGCCUUCUGCAGAUAACCAAUAUUUCCCAAUUACAAACGGGGCAUACCUUUUAUCCUGAUCCCAUCAAUUUUAAGAGCACGUCUUAUAGUUCAGCUUUCUCCUUUUCCACCCAAUUUGUGUUUGCAAUAAAGCCUGAACCCUCAGGCCAGACUGGUCAUGGAUUGGCUUUCGUGAUUGCACCGACAAGAGGCCUGCCUGGGGGGCUUCCCACACAGUUCCUUGGCCUCUUCAAUGAUAGCACCAAUGGAAAUGCAACUAAUCAUGUCUUCGCUGUGGAGCUUGACACUAUCCAAACUCACGAAUUUCAUGAUAUCAAUGAUAACCAUGUUGGAAUUGAUAUUAACUCCUUGAUUUCUACAGUGUCGCAGCCAGCAAGUUACCGCCCUAAUGACAGGAAUUCAUUUCACAACUUAAGUCUUAGUAGUGCUCAGCCGAUGCAGCUCUGGGUGGAAUAUCAUGGGGAGAAUAAGAGAAUCGAUGUAACAUUAGCUCCAAUAGCAGCUGCUAAACCAACUACCCCUCUUUUAUCUUGGUCAUAUGAUCUUUCCCCCAUCUUACAGCAAACAAUGUAUGUUGGCUUUUCUGCAUCCACUGGUUCACUAGCAGCUGCUGAUCAUUUUGUAUUGGGAUGGAGCUUCAAGAUGAAUGGUGUUGCACAAGCACUUGAUCUCUCUCGGCUUCCCAAGCUACCUCGAUUUGGACCCAAGAAGGUGUCUAAAUUCUUUACCGUUGGAUUGCCUUUAAUUUGCGUAUUUUUGUUGUUAGUUGUAACAUCUGGAUUAGCUUAUCAUCUAGGGAGGAAGUGGAAGUUUGCAGAGGUGCUGGAAGAAUGGGAGCUUGCCUAUGGACCCCAUAGAUUCAAGUAUAAAGACUUGUAUAUUGCCACCAGAGGUUUUAGAGAAAAAGAGAUGCUGGGGGCGGGGGGCUUUGGCAGGGUCUACAAAGGAGUACUGCACACAAACAAGAUGGAAAUUGCUGUCAAGAAGGUGUCUCAUCAAUCAAGACAGGGAAUGAGAGAAUUUGUUGCAGAAAUCGUUAGUAUUGGCCAGCUACGCCAUAGAAAUUUAGUACCUCUCUUGGGUUAUUGUCGGCGUAAAGGAGAGCUACUUUUGGUGUAUGAAUUUAUGUCCAAUGGUAGUUUGGACAGGUUUCUGUACAACCAACCGAAGUCUACCCUUAACUGGAGCCAGAGGUUGCGAGUCAUUAAAGGUGUGGCAUCCGGAUUAUUCUAUCUACAUGAAGAAUGGGAGCAAGUAGUGAUUCAUAGAGAUGUGAAAGCCAGCAAUGUAUUGGUAGAUGCUGAAUUGAAUGGAAGAUUAGGAGAUUUUGGCCUCGCGAGGCUAUAUGAUCAUGGUGCACUCCCUCAAACCACCCACGUAGUUGGAACUCUUGGAUACCUUGCCCCUGAGCACUAUAGAACAGGGAAAGCCACAACUAGCACUGAUGUAUAUGCUUUUGGGGCCUUUUUGCUAGAGGUUGCUUGUGGAAGAAGGCCAAUAGAUCCACAAGCACCAGGAGAUGAAAUAUUGGUUGAUUGGGUGUUUUCGUGCUGGAAAGAAGGUGAUAUUGUUCAGGCAAUUGAUCGAAAAUUGGGUUCCCAGUAUGUGAAAGAGGAGGCAGAAUUGGUAUUGAAAUUAGGCUUGUUAUGCUCUCAUUUAGAACCUACGAUUAGACCAAGUAUGCGGCAAGUUCUGGUGUACUUGGAGGGAACAGUUCCACUGCCAGAGUUAUCAUCAAUUGGCAUUUCUGCCAUUGGUCUUGGUUUCACCCAUGCUUGUGGCUUUAAGUGUACUGCCUUGUCAUUGUCUUCUUCUACAGACAAUAACUUUUCACGUUCUGUAGCAGAAUCUCCUCUCUCUGGAGACCGGUGAUCAAGAUGUUAGUGUUUUCUGGUUUUAAAAGUAAUAAGAAGAAAGAAAACAAAGCACAUAUUUCUAUGAAUUGUAUAGGCCGUGAGUCCCAUUUUGUGGCAAAUCUAUUGUAUCUCUCUUCUUCAUUAUUCCCUGUGACACUUGCUGUUAUGCU
Coffea eugenioides is the source of this 2323-nucleotide messenger RNA. RefSeq names its product L-type lectin-domain containing receptor kinase IV.1-like. The transcript has a single exon. The record is from RefSeq and is a predicted model, not a curated record. Gene Ontology annotation, molecular function: protein kinase activity; ATP binding; carbohydrate binding. Bases 148 to 2169 code for a protein of 673 amino acids. Lineage: Eukaryota; Viridiplantae; Streptophyta; Magnoliopsida; Gentianales; Rubiaceae. Gene Ontology annotation, biological process: protein phosphorylation. Gene Ontology annotation, cellular component: plasma membrane.